Messenger RNA from Ipomoea triloba (trilobed morning glory), 689 nucleotides. RefSeq lists its product as uncharacterized. Lineage: Eukaryota; Viridiplantae; Streptophyta; Magnoliopsida; Solanales; Convolvulaceae. The coding region runs from base 112 to 534 and encodes 140 amino acids. The transcript has a single exon. The record is from RefSeq and is a predicted model, not a curated record.
AUCUUCCCCAAAACACCCACACAUUUGAUCAGAGCAUAUUUAAGACCACCAAAAAAGUUCCACUUUUUUUUUGAAAAAAAAAAAAAAAAAGUUUCACUUUAGGAUUCAAAAAUGGCGUGGUCGGAGCCGGAAUCGUUGUGCAAGACCCACCCGGAGCACAAGCAGCCCGCCGGCGUCUGUUCUUGUUGUCUCCGAGAACGCCUCUCCAAGAUUUCCGGCGCUGUUAUGGACUCUUCCGCCAUGUCUAUCUCAUCGUCUCCGGCCGCCGCGCCCUACAACUACUCCUCCGCCUCCUCUUCUUGUUCUUCCGGCUGCGUUUCCCCCCGUGGCCACCGCCGGAUAACCUCCGACGUGGCCGGCCGGUUCUCGUUUAUUACCGUCGGCGGCGGCGGUGACGGCGGGUUGAAGAAGAGUAGAUCGAUCGCUUUCGCUGCGAGACGGCCGGCGCGAGUGCUCGCCGGCGGGAAGAAGAAAGAAGGGUUCUGGUCAAAGCUGAUUAAAUCGACGGGUAGAAGGACCAAGAAGGCAAUCUGAUUAAUUAGAUUGAAAUCUGUGUAUGAAUUUGGUGAAAUUAACGUUUGUUCCUUGGAUUGUUCUUAGGGAUCAAAUAAUUAAUAUGAAAAAACACGCACAAACUUACAAUCAAGCUUUUUCAUUUUUGAAACUUCAAUUAUUAUUCCAUCUGUUCA